CAAGAUGCUAUAUAAGAACGAGCACUUGUUGACGGUAGCAAUUUUGUUGCUAGAGCCAAUCUGAUUGACACUGUUUUGUGAAGUAUAAACUUUUCCUCAAGUACAGUUAUGUUGCGCCUGAUCGUGGUUUUUGCAUUUGCUUUGGUGAUUAAUAUGGCCACAACUGAAGAGCAUGAUGAGGAACUGUUGAACCGUGCGAGGCCGCCAAAAGAGGCCGAGGAGCUACAAGAUUUGCUGGUUGUGUCUAUACAAAACAUUGUGUCUCUGAACGACCUCGUCACCCAACUUACCAACAAAAUCGUUCAAGUCAUGCUAUCUGUAGCUGAACGUAAAACGGAGAUCGAGGUUUUGAAGAAGUCGCACUCGGAAGCCAUUACUGAGCUGAGGAAUAAGAUCGAUAAUGUGGAAACAGAACAGAACUCAACACUGACAGCAUUGGCUGAUGAUGUACGGGCAGUUACAGAACAUUUCACCUCAACUGAUGCUGCUAUUGAAGAAGUCAAAGAGGAUCUAUCUCUGAUGUCAAGGGAGGUUACAAUUGUAAGUGCUGAGGAUGGAGUGAAAGAUCAGAGGUGUGCUAAAGUAUGCGCAGGAACAACAGGUAAGAAGACAACGAAUUGGGUCAACUUCAGCUCAACUGGAAUCUAUACAGAUGUGGAUAUGAGCGGGUGUGGUUUCGUCAGCAUUCCCACAAUCACAACAUCCCUUGACGGAACAACUGCUCACUGGGACACUACUGGCAGCUCAGAAAUCUACAGUAGCACACCCACCUCAUUUCGGAUAUACAUUAAAACUCCGAGCGCUGAUCGGCGUGGCCGGGCUAAUGAAUAUUCAUGGAAUAUUGAGUGGGUUGCUGUUGGCUUUACUUGCUAGAGACAGUUUGCAAGAAUGAUAAAAUGCUGUAACGACGAGCAAUUGAGCUUCACAAGAAGGCAAUUUAGACUAUUUUAAUAUUUAAUGCUAAUAUUUUUCACAACAAUAUGACUCUUAUUAUAUGUUUCCUUACAAGUUACUAUUAUCUAUCUUUUAGACGAACAUAAUUAUACUGUAGCCAUUAAUUUCAGAAAAGAGGUUUUAAUAUUCAAGUCGAUUGGACGAUUGCUGAAGAUCUUUAUUAAAAAUAAUGAUUCACUAUUGUUUACUGUAGAAAUAGUAUUCUUUUUUUUU
This is a messenger RNA of Bolinopsis microptera, 1167 nucleotides long. RefSeq lists its product as uncharacterized. Lineage: Eukaryota; Metazoa; Ctenophora; Tentaculata; Lobata; Bolinopsidae. The transcript is spliced from 5 exons. The coding region runs from base 109 to 873 and encodes 254 amino acids. The record is from RefSeq and is a predicted model, not a curated record.